Molecule: messenger RNA, 1524 nt
Organism: Lucilia sericata (common green bottle fly)
Lineage: Eukaryota; Metazoa; Arthropoda; Insecta; Diptera; Calliphoridae
Product: alpha-tocopherol transfer protein-like
Exons: 3
Coding region: 329-757 (142 amino acids)
Cellular component (GO): membrane
Molecular function (GO): phosphatidylinositol bisphosphate binding
Source: RefSeq, a predicted model, not a curated record
AUCAGUUUCUCUUAAGAAAUUGUAAAUAUAAUUUAGAGGAAGCUCAACAAAAACUGGAUAAUUAUUAUAGUUAUAUAGAAAAAAUCCCGAGAUUUUAAGAAGACCUGAUAUAACAGAAGAAAGAUUUCGGAAAUUAUUAAAAUGCGGUGUGGUAGUGUACUUACCGCAACCUUUAAAUGAAGUGGGUCCACGCGUUUUACUGGUGCGCAAUGGGGCCUUUGAUCCCCGGGAAUUUACCUUUAGCGAGGUAUCACAAUUCCGUCAAUUACUGCAAGAUAUUCUUUUCUUAGAGGAUGAUGUAGCUGUUGUUUCCGGCAUAAUUUAUAUUAUGGAUUUUGGUGAUGUGACUGCUACCCACUAUCUACAAGUUAGUCCCGCGGCCGUAAGAAAAAUUUCACAAUACACUGAGGAAUGUGUUCCUCUAAAUCUUAAAGCUAAUCAUUUUAUAAAUACGGCCACUGGAUUUGCUCCUUUGUAUAAUUUGGCUAAAACGUUUAUGCCUGCAAAGACACAAAAUAAAAUGUUUGUUCAUGGUUCAGAUCUCGAGCAGUUAUACAAAUCAAUACCCCGAGAGAUAUUGCCUUUGGAAUAUGGUGGUGAAGCUGGCAGUUUACAAGAUUUAAUAGAUCAAUGGGAACAGAAGGUGCUUUCUUAUGUGAAGUAUUUCAAAGAUAACGACAAAUAUGGUGUGGAUGAAAGCUUACGUGUUAAGAAUUCGGAUGGUGCCACUAGAUCCAAAUUUUUAGGAAUAUUUUAAUCAACUAAGUUUAGUGGCAACAGUUUCCUGAGAAAAGCUUUGAGGAAAAAAGUUUUUGCGAGAAAUUUUUUUACAUUGGUUAUUUAUAGAAAGCUUUUGCAAGUCAAAAACUUUCCAUAUAAAACAUCUGAAGAAUUCAUUAACAACACAAUAGUUUUUUUAAGGAAUGUUCUGACUAGACAAUAAUUUUUUUAUAGAAAGCUUUUACGAAUCAAAAGUUUUCUCUGGAAAACAUUGACGUUAAAUUUUUUAUAGAAAGCUGUGGCAAGUUAACAGUACUUUAUAUAAAUUUGUGGAAAAAUAAUCGUUUUAUACAUAAAGCUUUAGAAGUCAAUAGUUUUCUAUAGAAAACUUUGGCAAGACAACAGUUGUUUAUAGAAAGCUUUUGAAAGACAACAAUAUUCUAUAGAAAACUUUUGCGAGCAAUAGUUUUUUAAUAGAAAACGAGACAAUAGAUUUCUUUAGAAAGCUUUUGCGAGUGAACACUUUUCUAUAGGAAGAUUUGACAAGACAACUGCUUUUCAAAGAAAGCUUUUGUGAGCAACAGAAAACUUUGAGACAACAGAUUUAUAAAUAAAGCUUUGGCGAGUAUAGUUCCUUAAAGAAAGCUUUAAUAGGUCAAACAUUUUCUAAAGAAAGCUUUUAAAAAAAUACUGAAAUAAAUAGCAGCUAAUAGAGAGCUUUUGGGAGACAACUAACAGCUUUCCUUAGGCAUAACAUUCCCUUUUUCUAUAGACAUAGGUUUCUUGCUAGAAAACUUUUGCGAG